AUGACGUCCAAGCCUGACCAAUCGCCACCUUCCACUCCGGCAGCAGUCGAGGAAGAUCCCAACGUCCUACUCGAUGCGUUGGCCGCACAAGAUGCCGCAAAUUCUACCACUGCUCGAGCUCUGUUUGAUGGCGACAUUGUCAUUAAGCGACAACCUCCACGUGACUGGGAGUACGUUCCAGCCUUUGGAACGGUCAUGAAGCAACCAGCGUGUCCCAACGUGGAGGGAAAUCAGCCCAAAACGUACAACGUGCGCUGGGAGUUAAACAAUUUAGUGGAACGCGUGCGCCCCGGACAAGUCAGCGUCGUUGAUCGUUUUGUUAUGCGGAACACAAAGGUUGAAAAUGAUCAAGGGGUCGUUGGAACGGUGCGAGAUUGGAAUGUGAGGACCUCGGUGCAAAUCAUUGGGACGAAUCAUGUCGUUGAGAAGGUCGGGUUGGAUAGGUUGCGCCCAAUUACGUCUUUCAUUCGAGGACAAGAAAUUUUGUACAAAGACUGGGUCGGUGUCAUUACCAUUGUGAAACGCAACAUUUGGUUCCAACUGGAUGGAGGAAUGGGAUUUUAUGUCGUCGUGACGGAGAGGGACGGCUUCAUGAGAGCUGAUCCCUACUGGGGCGUGGGAAUGCCCUGUCCUGGAAUUCGGACCAAACUGAAUGCUUCCGUGAUCCGAAAGGCGAAAUGGGUUUCCGGUCCGAUGCAAUUUUUUAGCAAGUUGCUGCCACCAUUGAAUUACCUUUACUCUUUUGCGAACGUUACGCUCAACAAAUCUGAGGUCACCGAAGUUGAAGUAAAUUGGCUCCGCGUUGCUCCAAAUGCACCAAAUUCUGCCCCCAAACCGGUAGGAACCUUGGAUCGUGAAAUGUUACGAUAUGUAACCGUUAUAGGAAUUCCAAGCUCUGAGACUGUCGGGAUCAACAGCGUCCGCAUGCUCAAACUAAGACCGGAAGACUACCUCACGACGUACCAAUCUUGGUUGAGUGCAUACCGCAAAAAGUUUAUCGAUGGGGUUGACGGGGCAGAACCUAUCAUAUCGCCAAUCACGAUGGCCGCACCACUUCGGACUUUAGCUACCGAACGAGUGUACGAAGUUCCAGUGAAAAUCCUCUCUCGUACCACCAUGGUUGAAGUGGAAUGGAGCGAUGGCACCCGUGACAAAUCACAUUCCGUUAAAAUUCCUAAACUCCUGCAUCGCCGAGAUGACACCGAGUUUCCGGGAGGUAUGCUCGUCAGUCCGAUGUACUCGCCUUAUCAAGCGUCCGACCUGUAUGGUGUCAUUUUGGACAGUGAAGAAUUCGUCACCACUCAAGCAAGGAAAGUCAAUGUAAUGUGGAUUCUGAACGGAAAUCCGAUGGAAGUCAGGGCCGAGUCAAUCUUCAACUUGCGACCACACUCCCUUUACUCAAUGUAUGAGAGGGGAACGAUUGUAUUUCCCAGAGUGAAAGGUACCACCAAAUUCAAAACCGCCGUUGUCACCGAUCUGAACAUCGCCUCGGGAAAACUCGUCCUCACGGUGACCGCGGAUCACUCCCAGCACGAGGUUUAUCCUCACCUCGUCACACCUCUGGAGUGUCGCUGCUUCUGGAAUUUCUUUACACGACAGUGGUCAAUCGAUGAGAUUGUUGUACCUCCUUACCAACUCGUGACAGAGUAUGGCCCCACCUACGUCGACGUGGCGGAACCUACCCCUGCCGUUCUUAGCAACAAUAAUCAGCAACAAGCCGAUCAGAGCAUCAAGAGUGCCUGGGACGAGCCCAUCUUCGACAUGUUGCCCUUCGCCUCAUCCACGCACCGCUAUCACAACUGCGGCGUCCCUUCCACCGGAAACUUUGGGAAAGGGCUGGUCAGCGUGAUGCAAAAUGAGAUUGCGUGUCUCAAAAAACAUGGAACCUUACCGGAAGGGAUUUGGGUGCGGUGUUACGAGAAUCGAAUGGACUUGAUUUCCGCCUUCAUGGUUGGACCCACCGACACGCCAUAUGAAGACGGGAUCUUCAUGUUUGACCUCCAAGUGACGGAUAAGUUUCCAUCCUCACCGCCCAAAAUCCAUUACGUUUCAUACUCCUAUGAACUCAGCCCGACCAUGGCGUGGGAUGGAAAUUUCUGCACAUCUGCGUUGAAUUGGAAACGAGAAGCUAUUAAUGAUGACGAGUCUUACAUUGCUUACUGCUUGAAGAAAAUGCAGGCCCUCAUCUUCUCUCCGGAACCACUUAUGAACGGACCGAGAGAGUUUAUCGAUGCGAAAAAUUCAAGAAAACCUGAACUUUCAAAGUUGUAUAAUGAAUUCGUCGUACUUCGAGUGCUGGACAGCGCGUGGAACAUGAUUCAUCGUCCAUACGAUCCGUGGACAGACUUGAUUAAGACCCAUUUCGCGUCGGUUCUUCCCGAAAAACUUGCCAUCUGCGAAGAAUGGUCCAAUUCCUCCAUCCCUCACGUAUACGAGCCCAAGUACUCCUUGCUCCCAGCAUCGGCCGGAUUCCAUGAAGCGCUAGCCUUUCGUGUCCGAAAUUUCCAAAAUAUUUCUCUCAAUCUGGUUCCGAUUCGGGCUAUUCCAUCAAAAAUGAAGCACUCUGUCAUCGACGUGACUGCAGAUUCUGAAUCCAUCCCCGUCAUCCUUCCUGAGGGCAGCCAAGGGAUCACAAUCGAGCUGGUGGACCCAGCCCCGCAGAAUGCAAAUGAUGAAAUUGCCUUCGCCUUGGGACCCUCAACUUCGGUGCAUCAUCCGGAUCCAGAGUCCCCCAUUCCAAGCAUCGGACUCACCUUGCCACAAACGUUUGACUCUGAAAAGAACAUUAUUAACAAGAACAAAGACAAAAAGAAGAUGAAGAAGGGCAAGAUUUUGCCAGGAUUUGGAAGUGGAAACGAUACAACCACUUCUGAAGUUACAACUUCCGGUGGAGAAGAAUCAGAACAGGACGUUGCAAAAGUGGAGAAAGCAAAGGAUGAUGACAUCGCUGGAUACGCAGGUACUGAAGAGGACAUCUCGGUCAAUGAAUAAUUCGAUGGUAUCUUGAAUUGAAUGUGACAUCGUUUUUAAAAUUAUUAUACAAAAUUCUAUUCUUCACUAAAUAUGAUCGUAUAAUCAUCAUUCAUUUGUAUCAAUAGUAAUAAACCGGUAGAUAUUUUCUAAAAUUUCUUCAUCUAAGGCCACACGAGUAGUGUUACCCCUUUGGUUGACGAAUAAUUAUUUUCAGCUUACUCGACAUUAAUCGAAUCAAAAUCCUGCCUCAAUUUUACGAGUUGAAUAAAAAAAAAAUAGCGAUAGGAAAGGAUAGCAUAAUCAGUGAUUAUUAAUCACAACAAUCCACUUGAUUGCUUAUUGGAGUUUCAGAAUCAGUCACAAUGAUAAAUGAAUCACCGAGAAUGAAAACAUAUUUGUAAUUGAAGUUUGCAAUUAAAUUUAUUACGAUAAAUUACGAGUUUUAUUUUUCGGGCAUGUUGCAUGGACAUGUGUCGGUUUAUGGAGGCGGAAGCCAAAGGAAAAAAGGAAAAUUAUUCUGAAAAAUAAAUUAUGAUUCCCAAAGAAAAGAUUA
This is a messenger RNA of Folsomia candida, 3526 nucleotides long. RefSeq lists its product as uncharacterized. The transcript is spliced from 13 exons. The coding region runs from base 1 to 2991 and encodes 996 amino acids. Lineage: Eukaryota; Metazoa; Arthropoda; Collembola; Entomobryomorpha; Isotomidae. The record is from RefSeq and is a predicted model, not a curated record.